Molecule: messenger RNA, 1560 nt
Organism: Penicillium paradoxum
Lineage: Eukaryota; Fungi; Ascomycota; Eurotiomycetes; Eurotiales; Aspergillaceae
Product: Peptidase S12 Pab87-related C-terminal
Exons: 2
Coding region: 1-1560 (519 amino acids)
Source: RefSeq, a predicted model, not a curated record
AUGACACUGUCCUCGGAACACUCUCCAUUUGAUGAAAAAUUUGAUACCCUUGUCAAAGAUCAACUGGAAAAAUGGAAAGUUCCUGGAUUGAGCAUCGCGAUUAUACAUGGCUCCAACACUUUCACCAAGGCAUAUGGAAAAGCAGAACUGCCAAACGAUAGCAUAAACAAGCCAUCUCGAGACAUGACAACUGAUGCAUUAUUUGCAGCAUGUAGCACAACCAAGGCUUUUACCGGUGCUGCUACUUCCAUCGCAAUCCAGGAUAGCAAGACUAGCAAAUCCCCAAUUGACUGGGACACAUCCCUGUCUUCUAUAAUUCCAGACGACUUUGUUCUGGGUAACGAGUACGCAACCAAAAAUAUCACAUUGGAAGAUGCUCUCUCGCAUCGGUCGGGUAUGCCAGAGCAUAUGUGGUCUUACGCUCUUUUCCCAAGGGAGACAACACCAGGUUCGGUAGUUCGUGCCAUGCGACACUUGCCCCUUGCAACACCGCCGCGCACCAAAUACCACUAUAGCAACCACAUGUUGAUUGCCGUAUCGCAUGCACUGGAGACACACACAGGCCAAAAGCUAGGAUCUUACCUGAAGAAACGCAUAUGGGAUCCACUCGGCAUGAAUGAGACCUACUUUUCUGCAAGUGAAGCAAGAUCAGAUCCAUCAAGUGCCGGGAAAAUAGUUCAAGCAUAUGACUGGGUUCCUACAGACGGCGGCGCAUUUAUCCCGAAGCCCGAUAAUGACUGGCCAGGCAACAGUGGCGCCGGGGCGAUUUACAGUAAUGUCCUCGAUUAUUCACGCUGGGUGCGUGAGUUGAUUGAGAGAAAUGGACCUUUGAAAGGCCAUGACAGCUUAACGGCUCCGCGGACAAUCCACUUUCAGAAGGGCGAUUUGAAUUUCCCCGCUCCGUACCAUGGAUAUGCGCUCGGAUGGUUCGUGGAUAACUACCGUGGACAAGAUCUCUAUAGUCAUGGCGGUGGCUGGCCCGGCUAUGCGAGCUGGGUUGGCUUCGUGCCCGAGAAGCAGUUUGGAUUCGUGGUUAUGGGCAACUCGUUUUCGGCUCGAUAUGCUGCGUUUAGACUGGUUACCUAUCUUCUGGAUAGGCGGCUUGGUCUAGCGAGUGAUCCAAAAUACGAAGAGCAGAUUGCUGCAUGUAUAGCGAGUCAGGAAGAAGAAUGGAAUGGCAGGCUCCACAAUGAAGACUCUAAUGAUUCCAAGCAACGGUUGUUCUCCCGUUUGCCUGAUCCUCCGAUUCCUCAUGCUUUGCCCUUAUCGGAAUAUACUGGGACUUACAGACACGCCACCGGUUUGGCUAUCACGCUCGGGAUCAAGCCGGACGGACUCAUUGCUGAUCUGCGAGAUCAGCCAAUUGUGAGUAAACUAUCUCUUGCCCAUGCAAGCGGUGAGUUUUUCGUCGGUAGAAUUCAUGACAAAGGCGUCAACUUGCUUCCAGCCUUCCCUGUGGAAUUCUAUAUCGACGCUGAGGGAGUAGUGGCAAGAGUUGGGCUUCUGUUGGAACCUGACAUGAAAGGAGAAAAACUCUGGUUUAGUCGCUGUGGGGGUUGA